UGUGGCCGUAGAAGCGAUGUGAAGAGUGGCAUUUUGCCAAUGAAAUUCUUUCGACAGUUCACAGCCAGCGCGGACAAAGUCGCCACGCAGCUCACUGCCACAACGUACAGCUACAUUUUCCAGAACAUGCUCGACAGCACGGUGCGAGUCUUGUUGGAAGAAGAUCCAGAAGGAAUGCUUCAGGCUGCCCAGAAUGACAUGGACACCGGCAUUCCAAUGGUCGGAAAGCAUGCGGAGACCCACAGGAACAAAGUCUUGAAGAGAUAUCGCUCAAUUGUGGAAAGCACCCGUCCUUUCCAGGAGUUCAUCGUGUUACCAGAGCAAAUGAAAACGGUUAUAAUGAGAUCACCCAUGCUGCGGAUGACCAUAGGCAUUAGUGAACCAGGAGGAGUGCUGAAGAUUGUGAUGGUGCAGAAGGUCGCCACAGAGUCCAAGCUUCCAGUGACCAUCAACGAAGGACAUGCUCGGAUGCGGGCCAAGAUGGUUCGUGCAGAUACGCUGGAGGAAUCGCUUCUUUCCUUUGGCAAAACGGUGGGUUUUAAGAAGGAGGAUCUCCUGGAUGCCCUUGAUCAAGAGACUGAACCGAUGUCUGCGCGGCCAACGGACAAGUCCAGGUCUGCGCCGGAAGCCACGGCGGAUGCGGAGUGGGAGCAGCUAAUGGAAGCGACAAGGUCCAUGAAUUCCAUGAAGGAAAGCAAAGAAAGACAGGAGGUCCAAACAGAUCUAUUUGAAGCUGGCACUAUUUCCUUUGGUUCCUUUGGCCAAGAGCCGCGUGAACGAGUGAGCUUUCAAGAUGAAUUGGACCAAAUGCCGGCCCACCAGGAACAGACGGGCAUGCAUACUAGCCCAGAAGCAUAUUAUGGCAGGGGUCAGGAUAGCCAGGCAUGCCACCAGCCAGCAUUUGGGCAACAGGCAGCUGCUUCAAGUGCCUUUGGCAGACAGGCAAGCCCUUCAAGAGGGCGCGAAACAUACGAGGCGUCCCACCAGCCAGCCUUUGGACAACAACCAGCUUCAACUGCCUUGGGGAGACAAGAAGGUCAGGCAUGCCACCAGCCAGCAUUUGGGCAGCAGCCAGCUGCUUCAAGUGCCUUUGGCAGACAGGCAUGCCACCAGCCAGCAUUUGGGCAACAGCCAGCUGCUUCAAGUGCCUUUGGCAGACAGGGAAGCCCUUCAAGAGGGCGCGAAACAUACGAGGCGUCCCACCAGCCAGCCUUUGGACAACAACCAGCUUCAACUGCCUUGGGGAGACAAGAAGGUCAGGCAUGCCACCAGCCAGCCUUUGGGCAACAGCCAGGUGGUUCAAGUGCCUUUGGCAGACAGGCAAGCCCUUCAAGAGGGCCCGAAGCAUUUGGCAGAGGUCCGGAGAGUCAGGCAUGCCACCAGCCAGCCUUUGGACAACAACCAGCUUCAACUGCCUUGGGGAGACAAGAAGGUCAGGCAUGCCACCAGCCAGCAUUUGGGCAACAGCCAGCUGCUUCAAGUGCCUUUGGCAGACAGGGAAGCCCUUCAAGAGGGCGCGAAACAUACGAGGCGUCCCACCAGCCAGCCUUUGGACAACAACCAGCUUCAACUGCCUUGGGGAGACAAGAAGGUCAGGCAUGCCACCAGCCAGCCUUUGGGCAACAGCCAGGUGGUUCAAGUGCCUUUGGCAGACAGGCAAGCCCUUCAAGAGGGCGCGAAACAUACCAGGCGUCCCACCAGCCAGCCUUUGGACAACAACCAGCUUCAACUGCCUUGGGGAGACAAGAAGGUCAGGCAUGCCACCAGCCAGCAUUUGGGCAGCAGCCAGCUGCUUCAAGUGCCUUUGGCAGACAGGCAAGCCCUUCAAGAGGGCGCGAAACAUACCAGGCGUCCCACCAGCCAGGCUUUGGACAACAACCAGCUUCAAGUGCCUUGGGGAGACAAGAAGGUCAGGCAUGCCACCAGCCGGCAUUUGGGCAACAGCCAGCUUCGAGUGCCUUUGGGAGACAACCUUGUCCAGCAACAGGGCCCGAAGCAUUUGGCAGAGGUCCGGAGAGUCAGGCAUGCCACCAGCCAGCCUUUGGACAACAACCAGCUUCAAGUGCCUGUGGGAGACAACCUUGUCCAGCAACAGGGCCCAAAGCAUUUGGCAGAGGUCCGGAGAGUCAGGCAUGCCACCAGCCAGCCUUUGGACAACAACCAGCUUCAAGUGCCUUUGGGAGACAGCCUUGUCCAGCAACAGGGCCCGAAGCAUUUGGCAAAGGUCCGGAGAGUCAGGCAUGCCACCAGCCAGCCUUUGGACAACAACCAGCUUCAAGUGCCUGUGGGAGACAACCUUGUCCAGCAACAGGGCCAGAAGCAUUUGGCAAAGGUCCGGAGAGUCAGGCAUGCCACCAGCCAGCCUUUGGACAACAGCCAGCUGCUUCAAGCCGUGCAAGCAGGCCUAUGAGCGCGCGCAUGGCUCCAAGCGACAGCCGAGCAAUUCCAAAGGGUUUCAUUGCGGCUGAAGCGAAGGUGGAAGUCUUUUCCUUCAGCCUCAAUCGCUGGCUUCCCGGAUUCCUGGUGGGUCUAUGCAUCGAUGCUGGAGGUAUACCCCCAGGCUCGGCCUGUGUCAUCUAUGAGAUUUCCCCAAAGAAGUUCACGCAGAAGAUCUUGCCUCCAAGCAACUUUAGCAGCGCGCUGAGAAUGGUGAGCUAA
This is a messenger RNA of Cladocopium goreaui, 2658 nucleotides long. Lineage: Eukaryota; Dinophyceae; Suessiales; Symbiodiniaceae. The record is from the annotation of a GenBank genome assembly.